Cornus florida is the source of this 2288-nucleotide messenger RNA. RefSeq names its product BTB/POZ domain-containing protein At3g08570. The transcript has 4 exons. The record is from RefSeq and is a predicted model, not a curated record. NCBI's taxonomy places the organism in Eukaryota, Viridiplantae, Streptophyta, Magnoliopsida, Cornales, Cornaceae. Gene Ontology annotation, molecular function: protein binding. The coding region runs from base 35 to 1900 and encodes 621 amino acids.
CAUUUCAUUCUACUAUUCCCAUUUCUAGUCUCAGAUGCUGUUGAAGCGUCAAUGUGAAAGUGAGAGACUGAGAUCGAAUAAUAUGCUUUCCGAUAAUUCUCUCUCUUCUUCCAAUCGUUCUCCUUCUACUCCCAACUUCUCCAACUCCUUCGCUAACCGCAUCUUUUCGGAUAUUGCUGGGGACAUUACUAUUGUUGUUGAUGGAGAGCCGUUUCUACUGCACAAGUUUCCCCUAGUAUCUCGAAGUGGGAAGGUUCGGAGAAUGGUGGCAGAUGCCAAGGACUCUAAUAUCUCAAAAUUGGAGCUGCUCAACUUUCCAGGUGGACCUCAGACAUUUGAAGUUGCAGUGAAAUUCUGUUAUGGCAUGGACUUUGAUAUCACUACUGCAAAUGUUGCACAUCUGCGCUGUGCUGCAGCAUACUUGGAAAUGACUGGUGACUACCGGGAAGAAAACCUCAUUGCGCGCACUGAAGCCUUUCUGAAAGAGGUUGUGGUUAGAAGUCUUGACAAAUCGCUGGAAGUUCUAUCGGCCUGUGAGACGCUACUUCCAAUAGCAGAGGUGGUGGGAAUACCAAAUAGAUGUGUAGACGCUAUUGCCAUUAAUGCUUGUAAGGAGCAAUUAGUAUCUGGUUUGUCUCGUUUGGAUUGUAACAGUGGAUCUGCAGAACUAAAGGGUGGCUGUAUUGACUGGUGGGUUGAAGAGCUGUCGGUCUUAAGGAUUGAUUUUUAUGAAAGAGUUGUCUCUGCAAUUGGAAGAACAGGUGUCCGACCAGAUAGCAUUAUUGCAUCUUUAAUGCAUUAUGCCCAGGUGUCACUAAAAGGCAUUGGAAAACAUCAAUUUUGGAAUCCAGCGAAAACAAAUCCCGGCACACUGGACAGUGGCCAGAGGGCUAUUGUGGAAACUCUUGUAAGCCUUCUGCCAACAGAGAAGAGCUCGUCUAUUCCACUGAGUUUUCUAUUUGGAAUGCUGAAAAUAGCCAUUAUGUUGGAUGCUACCAUGGCCUGCAGGCUUGAGCUUGAAAGGAGGAUUGCUUUCAGAUUCGAAAUGGUUUCGCUUGAUGAUCUGCUUAUACCAUCUGUCCAGACUGGUGAUUCUUUAUUUGAUGUUGACACUAUCCAAAGGAUAUUGGUGCAUUUCCUGCAACGGAUUGAUGAGGAAGAAAAUGAAGACUGUGGGUAUGAAUCGGAAGGCCUUGGUUCUCCAAGCCAUGGCUCUUUGUUGAAAGUUGGACGGCUUAUUGAUGCAUAUCUAGCAGAAAUCGCUCCUGAUCCAUAUCUGAGUCUCCAAAAAUUCAUUGCUAUGAUUGACUUACUGCCUGAUUAUGCUCGUGUCAUUGAUGAUGGGCUCUACAGAGCAGUUGAUAUAUAUCUGAAGGCCCACCCAACUCUAACAGAGCACGAAAUUAAGAAGCUCUGCAACUUCAUAGACUGUCAAAAGCUCUCUCAAGAAGCCUGCAAUCAUGCUGCACAGAAUGACCGACUUCCAGUCCAGAUGACAGUGCGAGUUCUCUAUUUUGAGCAGCUCCGGCUGAGGAAUGCCCUUUCUGGAAGUUCCGGAGAUGGCUUUCUGUCGCAAAAAAUCAGCAGUGGCGUCCCUAGUGCAGCUAUGUCACCUAGAGAUAAUUAUGCUUCUCUAAGGAGGGAGAAUCGAGAACUGAAGCUUGAGAUUUCAAGAAUGAGAGUAAGACUCAGCGACUUGGAAAAGGAACAGGCAUUCAUGAAACAAGGGAUGAUUGAGAAAUCAGGCAACGGUAGGACGUUCUUAACUUCAAUUUCCAGGGGAAUAGGAAGGAUUGGAAUAUUUAGCGGUCCAACAGGUGGGAAACACCAUAAAUCUGGGAGGAAGUCCAGAGUUAAGGAAGGGAAACCCGGUAGGAGCAGGAGGUUCUCUGUUUCAUAGAGUAUUGUUUUAUCUAUGAUGUUCGAUUUUUACACAAACAAGUAGUAUUCUAGUGCAAAUGAGUGAAUGAUUCAUGAAUUUUUGUAGAUGUUAAGAUAGGGCAGUUCUGGGGCUCAUUUUCAAUCAUGUAAUGCUAAUGAAGAAGCAAUAGCACCUUCACUAUGAUACCCAACAGUGUUUGGUCUCAGAUCAAACUUACGAGCUUGGCCAGAAGUAAGAUUCAAUUGUAAAGCCACUAACUGAAAUGGAUCUAGCAAUAUAAAGGUCUCCAUUUUAGGCAUCAGCCGUUGUGAACGGAAGCAUUCUUAGGUUUAAGCGUACUUUUAACAUGCAAAGGCUUCAGGUAUUUUCAGAAUUCUUAUUUCAAUUAACGAUUGUUCAAAUACAA